Molecule: messenger RNA, 1556 nt
Organism: Lolium rigidum
Lineage: Eukaryota; Viridiplantae; Streptophyta; Magnoliopsida; Poales; Poaceae
Product: ubiquitin-like modifier-activating enzyme 5
Exons: 14
Coding region: 113-1387 (424 amino acids)
Biological process (GO): protein ufmylation
Cellular component (GO): cytosol; cytoplasm
Molecular function (GO): UFM1 activating enzyme activity
Source: RefSeq, a predicted model, not a curated record
GAGUCGCCCGCCUUUCCUCGUAUUUCCAUACUUAUUACUCCGAUCCAGACAGCCGCUGCCAGGCAAAUCACAGUUAAACGGAUCCUCUCGCCGGCGGAGGUAAUCGCUUACCAUGGAGGAUGAGCUGCGUGCGCUUCUUCGAGACCUCGAUGCGCUCAAGCAGCGUCCUGACCCUGCCUCCAUCGAUCGAAUGCGAGAUCGAGUGGCUGGUAUGUCGAGCCUUGCCAGCGCUGCGGCCGCCACCGGCCGAUCGAAGAUUAAGGACAUGAGCGCGGAGGUUGUAGAUAGCAACCCUUACAGCAGGCUUAUGGCGUUGCAGAGGAUGGGGAUUGUUGGCAACUACGAGCUCAUCCGCGACUACUCUGUCGCCAUUGUGGGUAUAGGUGGUGUUGGUAGUGUUGCUGCUGAGAUGCUUACUAGAUGUGGGAUUGGGCGCCUCUUGUUAUAUGACUAUGACACAGUUGAGUUGGCUAACAUGAAUAGGCUGUUCUUCCGCCCGGAUCAGGUUGGAAUGGCCAAAACUGAUGCCGCUGUGCAGACACUUUCUGAAAUAAAUCCCGAUGUUGUGUUGGAGAGCUAUUCGUUGAAUAUCACUACAGUCAAAGGAUUUGAAACGUUUUUAGGAAGUCUCAAAGCCAGGAGCUCUCAUGGGCGUAGCACUGGAGUUGAUCUUGUUUUGAGCUGUGUUGAUAACUAUGAAGCUCGUAUGGUUGUCAACCAGGCUUGCAAUGAGCUUUGCCAGACAUGGAUGGAAUCUGGUGUUUCUGAAGACGCUGUUUCUGGCCAUAUACAGCUACUGAUUCCUGGCGAAACUGCAUGCUUUGCAUGUGCUCCUCCAUUGGUUGUAGCAUCAGGAGUGGACGAGCGUACACUUAAGCGAGACGGUGUUUGUGCUGCCUCUUUGCCAACUACAAUGGGUGUUGUUGCUGGCCUCCUGGUCCAGAAUGCUCUGAAAUAUCUGUUGAAAUUUGGACAAGUUUCUCCUUACUUGGGAUAUAAUUCACUUAAGGAUUAUUUUCCAACAAUGGAAAUGAGACCAAAUCCACAAUGUUCAAAUCUAGCAUGUCUUGAGAGACAGAAAGAAUAUAUGCAAUCAAAACCUGCUAGAGAUGCAGCAGCAAAGGCUAAGAUAGAAGCUGAAGCAUCUGCAGCAAUCGAAUACCCGGUUCACAUAGACAAUGAGUGGAACAUUAGUGUUGUUGAUGAUAGUGACAUAGCGCUGUCAAGCAUUCUAAGGACUGCAACAGACAACCUUCCAGAAGGCCUUCUCCGCGAACUUCCACAUGAAGAUUUCUAUGUAGAGCCACCUACACCAGCUAGCUCUGGUGCUAUCGAUGAUGAUCUUGAGGAGCUUCAGCGGCAACUUGAUGUCUUGAACUCAUCUUGAACUCGGCGCAUAUCUCGCCCAACCUGUUGGCUUAUCCCAGUGUACAAAUAGGGCAUUGGAAAACCAAACCAGAUACUCCCAUUAUUUGCAUCCGUUCUAACAGAAUUAGCAAUUUAACUUGAUACAACUUAUAUACUCAUCCUAAUUGAGCAAAGUUAUGUUAAUUGUA